Messenger RNA from Dendronephthya gigantea, 1280 nucleotides. Its product is annotated as G-protein coupled receptor GRL101-like. Gene Ontology annotation, cellular component: membrane. Bases 1 to 1128 code for a protein of 375 amino acids. The transcript has 3 exons. The record is from RefSeq and is a predicted model, not a curated record. Gene Ontology annotation, biological process: G protein-coupled receptor signaling pathway. Gene Ontology annotation, molecular function: G protein-coupled receptor activity. Lineage: Eukaryota; Metazoa; Cnidaria; Anthozoa; Malacalcyonacea; Nephtheidae.
AUGGAUGAUAAUAUCUUCAACGAGACUGCAUCGCUUCAGUUGCUGAAAUUAAAUGACAAUGGAAUUAGAACGAUCGAGUCAGGAUCAUUCGACAAACUUCGUGAAUUAUCUGAACUAAAAGUUGAUCAUUUUACGUUGUGUUGUUACGCGAAGAAAGCACAACCCAGCGUGUCUUGCACCUCUCUCGGUGACAGUGGAAUCUCAAGUUGCGAUGAACUUUUGAAAAACUCUGUGUUAAAAUACAGUAUAUGGGUUCUUGGUGCGCUUGCGUUCCUGGGUAACCUGGGUGUCGUCAUCUGGCGUAUCGUUGGAAAGGAUAAAAACCGCGUCAACUCGUUUCUACUGACAAAUUUAGCCGUUUCUGACUUCAUGAUGGGAAUCUAUAUGUUGAUAAUCGCGUAUAAGGAUAGGCUCUGGGACGGAGUCUAUUUCAAGCACGACUUUUCCUGGCGUGCUUCUGAUCUCUGUAUAUUUAGCGGAGUGAUUUCGACCAUCUCAAGCGAAGUGUCGGUAUUCACGCUCUCUCUCAUAACCUUCGAUCGACUCAUCUGUAUCGUUUUUCCUUUCAAGUUUCGUAGAAUGUCAAUGAAACGUGCAGUUUACCUUACUACCUUCAUAUGGAUUCUAGGAACUGCCUUGGCUGUAAUCCCUUUAACGGACGAUUCAUAUUUCCACGAUUUUCGACGCCGGACACAUUUCUACGGCCGCUCACCAGUUUGUCUGCCUUUUGAGCUGUCGAGCGAAAAAUCUCCCGGCUGGGAGUAUUCGGCUUUUGUCUUCAUCGGCCUUAAUGGUGCGUUCUUUAUUUUUAUCGUCGUUUCCUACGCUGUGAUGUACAAGACAAUAACCCAGGCAGGUCGAGCCGUCAGAUCCACCAGAUCCAACCAGGAUUCCACCUUGGCUAGGAGGAUGCUGUUCAUAAUCUUGACGGAUUUCUUUUGUUGGUUUCCGGUUAUCAUCAUAAGUAUAUUAGCUUUGGUGGAUAGCUUGCAUGACCCGAGAAAACAGGUGUACGCAUGGAUAGCAGUGUUUGUGUUGCCGAUAAAUAGCAGUCUUAAUCCGCUGUUGUACACAUUCUCCACGCCCUUCGCCCGCUGUUCGUCGAUAAGAAGAAACAGCCACCCGUGACAAAGUGUCAGAAAAAACAUCAAGGUAUGAGGCUAUGGGCAAAUGAAUGAAAGACUGAGAAAUGGUUAAGAUACCCUUUCAUGCAGGUAGUUCAGACACAAACGACGACAGCUUAUUGUAGAAUACUACCUACACUGGACCACUAUACGUUU